AUGUCUGAGAAAUACGUGAAAGAUAUUUUAGAAAAAUUGGAAGAAAUCGAGAAACUUCACACGAAGCUUCGGACUUUGGUACCCAGAGUGAAAAAUUAUGAUUCCGAAAAUACCGUUUCAAUCCCUGCUGAGGAACUUUCAAAGAGGUUCAACAAGGUUGGAAUGAAGGAGGAUAAUAAGAAUUUGCCUAAACAAACACCAGUCGAUAUUCAUCGUUCUUUUGAAACGUUAAAAAAUGUAUAUAAAUCUUCAAAAACUAAUAUUAAAAACUUUGUCACGCCUCCCGAGCAAGAUUCAAAAUAUUUCAAAGGCGGUAAAUGGAGAAGAUUGAGGAGCAAUUCGGUGGAUUUUGUUAAGAAACAGUGGCAGGAAAAAGGAGAUAAAUUCAAGAAUUUCCUAUCUAACAUUGUUGAACGUGAUAUCAUUUUGGGUAAAACGAUCUAACACCUGAUCUAAUAUAUAAAUUAUUAUUACUCAUAAUUUUCAGUGAGCAGAGCCUCUCAAACGUCGUCAGACGCUAUAAAUCCCUCCGUAAGAAAUGAAGAGA
This is a messenger RNA of Osmia bicornis bicornis, 547 nucleotides long. RefSeq lists its product as uncharacterized. The coding region runs from base 1 to 444 and encodes 147 amino acids. The record is from RefSeq and is a predicted model, not a curated record. Lineage: Eukaryota; Metazoa; Arthropoda; Insecta; Hymenoptera; Megachilidae. The transcript has a single exon.